AUUGAGCGGACAUCAUCGUCUCCACGAGCCGUUGCGUGGCGAUCUGCGGUGAUAGUGAGUGUAAUAGUAAACAAGGGUGAAGUGACUCGAAACAAGUGCCAUCUUCAAAGGGAAAUUUAUGUUUAUGAAGAACCGGCAUCAAUAACAAAACGGAUUCCGCCUCCAGAGUUGGAUAGCAAUAAAACAACAUCGAGAAAGCUAGGGGCAUCCCAGAAGUUAUAUUUAUCAUAAUCAGAAUUCCAGACAACGAGAGUCUGGCGAAACCGGUUUCAAUACUCGAUGGUUGUAUCGUACGUUUGUGUACAACAAAACACGACACGCACUUGUUUAAGUGUUAUAAAUGAUUGUCAGGUGUCAGUGCAUUACUGCGGCUACUGACAACUGACGAAAGGUCUCUUCCGGAUCCGGUUCAUCGAAAUCGGACAAUAAGGGUCAACUAGCCGCGAAGAACGAUCGUGACGUGACAGCAGCAAAACAGUCAACUGUAGAAGGCCGGCUUUGAACAAUGUACACCCACAGUAUCGUUACCGUUACGGUGAUCAGUGGAUUAAUUACAUUUUCACUCAGUUUCACCGUCAUCAGCGGAGAUGAGCUGUACGAAAAUGAUGCCUGCAAAACACGGGACGGAUCGGUCGGGGUUUGCACGAUCAGCAGCAAGUGUCCGUGGUACGUGUCGAACGUGAUCCGCAAAAAGCUUAUCCCCUAUCGGGACGUUGUGAGGUGUGGUUUCCUGCGCGAAGACGAGAUCAUAUGCUGUCCGCGAGAGCAGACAGAAGAACAGAAACAGGAGGAUAAGGGUAACAGUUUAGUUUCGCGUGGCUCCGAUCGCAAGGCGAUCCAAGCGUGUCGGAACUUUCGUGGCAUCACUAAACUGACGUAUCACAUCGUCGAAGGCGAGGAUGCAGAAGAAGGGGAUGUCCCGUUCAUCGCAGCCUUAGGAUACGAGUCUAAUGAACCGGGGAAACGCUACGACUGGGGAUGUGGAUCCAGUUUAAUAUCGUCACGUUUCCUACUGACAGCCGCACACUGUAUUCGCUCGAGCCGUCGACCAGUGGUAGCCCGAAUGGGAACGCUCAGUUUGGAUAUGCCUGAAGACCCCAGAGUCAUACAGGAUUCUUCCUUGAAGAACUUUUAUCCUCAUCCGGACUACACGCCUCGAUUCAAGUACAACGACAUAGCACUGAUCGAGGUUGUCACUCCAUUUAAGUACGACGACAACGUAAACCGAAUUUGCCUUGAGACGAAACUAGCGGAUCUACCACCAACACAAACAUUGAUCGCAUCCGGUUGGGGUCUCACGGGUUAGGGCGAUUCGUGCAGUCUGAAGGAUGGUACCGACGGUUACUGCAGUGAAUCCACCAAAUGUCCCUGGUUCCUUGAAACGAUCGUCAAAAAGAAGAAAUUCCAUGAACGAGUCACCUGCGGUUUCGAUGGAAAAAUUGAAGUCAUCUGUUGUAAGUCGAACGGUACGGACGGCGGUGGACUAAAGGCCGGAUUUCGUACGCGAUUAGCAUGCGAUCGUGUUCCCCAGAUAGAUUCCCGUCUAACGUUCCACAUCAUCGAUGGUGUGGAGGCUGAGGAGGGUGAGUUUCCGUUCAUGGCAGCGCUUGGUUACGAGAACGAAGAGAUUACUCAGGGGUACGACUACCGGUGCGGGGCUAGCUUGAUUUCGGAAAGUUUUCUGCUCACCGCAGCUCACUGUAUUCCGAAGCAGAGUCGACCGGUCGUAGCGCUAUUAGGUACAAACAGCCUCGAUCCGGGGAAUUUGGGAGUUGUGAUACGGAUUAAGGAAUUUUACCCACAUCCCGAUUACCGUACGAGUCGAAGUUACAAUGAUAUCGCUCUGAUCGAACUGGAGCGUAAACUGGAAAACGAACCAAAUGUGAAUCCGAUCUGUGUCUAUAGUGGAACGGAGGAUUUACCGGACAGUGUAGUGUUGACGGCCGAAGGGUUCGGAAUAACUGACGUAGAUCGACAAGCUCGUUCGUCGACGCUGAUGAAGGUCAAUCUUACAACGGUAGCGUUGGAUCAAUGCAAUAAAACGUUUGCCGAAAAUAACCUGCUAACGAACAAUCGAAGAUUGUCCAUGGGACUGAUCGAAACACAGUACUGUGCUACCGGGCUGGAGAAUACCGUGACCAAACAGAUCGGAGACACUUGUCAGGGCGAUUCGGGUGGUCCCUUGCAGAUAGUGGAAAACGAAAAGUUUAAAUUGAUUGGCGUAACUUCGUUCGGAAAUGGAUGCGGAUCGAAUACCCCCAGUGUCUAUACUAGGGUUUCGCGUUACAUCGAAUGGAUUGAGUCUGUGGUGUGGCCAAAGACACCGACUUAGGAAUCGUUUGUAUCACAUUCGCUUGUAUCCCGCGUUGAUGGAGUUUAUUGUAUGAAUCGACCGAUAGGAAUAAACUAUUUUUAUGAUGAAAAACGAUCAA
This is a messenger RNA of Topomyia yanbarensis, 2432 nucleotides long. Its product is annotated as serine protease persephone-like. Gene Ontology annotation, molecular function: serine-type endopeptidase activity. The transcript has 7 exons. Gene Ontology annotation, biological process: proteolysis. Lineage: Eukaryota; Metazoa; Arthropoda; Insecta; Diptera; Culicidae. The record is from RefSeq and is a predicted model, not a curated record.